Messenger RNA from Phragmites australis (common reed), 1529 nucleotides. RefSeq lists its product as uncharacterized. The transcript has 10 exons. Bases 341 to 1090 code for a protein of 249 amino acids. Lineage: Eukaryota; Viridiplantae; Streptophyta; Magnoliopsida; Poales; Poaceae. The record is from RefSeq and is a predicted model, not a curated record.
ACGACCCCAAAGCUUCGAGGCCAAAUCGCCGUCCAAACUCCGAAGUCGUCUCCCUCCGCACGCACCGAAUUCUCCUAGCGUAGCGCAGGACCGCUUCUCCGCGUCCUCCCCCUCCGCCGCGCACCCGCGCCUCCUUCCCGGAGUACUUUUGGAACCGGGACCCCUCGCACAGGCUUUUAAUGAGUUGGUACUCCUCCGUCAACAAGCAAUCUGAGGAGGCAGGCGGCUUCAUCAUGGUGACGUCGAUGGAAGGAAAAAUGAGAAUGUUGACACAUCCAGUGUAGAUUCCCUCAAUGAACCUUUACUCGGGGCUAGCUAUGACAAUGGUGGAUCAGAGUUUAUGUUCCUAGUAGGCAGGGCUUGUGGGGUGACUAUAGAAAGAAGGAGCAACUACACUGCAAAUAUUAUUGCAAGCGCAGGAUCAAUUUUUGGUAGAUUAUUCCCCUUCUCAUCGGAUAAUCCAGUAUAUAUUAGCCCUUUGCAGGAAGAAAAGAUGAAUACAUUGAGAUGCAGAUUGCAAAUCCCUUUUGAUGGCUCCCGUAUUGAACAUCAAGAUGCCUUGAGACAACUCUGGCAUUUGGCUUACCCCACUCGCGAGGUUCCUCCCCUGAAAUCAGAAUUGUGGAGGGAGAUGGGUUGGCAAGGCACUGAUCCAGUUACUGAUUUCAGGAGCGGUGGAUUCAUAUCUUUGGAGAACCUCAUCUUCUUCGCUAGGAAUUACCCUAAUCCCUUUCAGAUGCUUCUGAACAAAGUGCAAGGGCAGAGAGCAGAUUGGGAGUACCCUUUUGCAGUUGCUGGUAUCAACAUUUCCUUCAUGCUGGUCCAGAUGUUGGAUCUACAGUCAACUGUUCCAUCUUCAAAAUCUGGAAUUCGUUUCCUUGAACUGCUUGGAAGAGAUGAGAAUGCGUUUGAUCACCUGUAUUGUGUGGCCUUUCGGCUGCUUGAUGCGCAAUGGCUUGUGAGACGUGCCUCUUAUAUGGAAUUCAAUGAGGUCUUGAAAUCUACAAGAACUCAAUUGGAGCGUGAAUUAGUUUUAGAGGAUGUACUGGCGGUGAAGGACCUGCCGUCGUACGCUAUGCUAGACAAGUGAAAACUGAGCUGUUGCAUUUGGAUUUCAGAGAACUGACUAUGCUGGUGUGAUGGGUCACGGUUAUACUUAUACAUUGAUAUCUUGGUGCAUAUGUUGUCUUGUUGCAGAUCGAGAGGCGUAUUUGAGGCCUUAUCCACGAUUCAUUGUGCAUAUUGUGAAUUAGUUUCUGUUCCUUUCAAACUUGCUGGUUCAAGGAAAUAAGGCAAUAAGUUUCAUUUUCAUCUAUUUAUAUAUUUUGAACCGUGAAGCAUUAGCAUUUAGCAGACCCAAAUAAAACCACUAGUGGUUGUGAAUCCGUACUGUGUCUAAACACAGGGACCAGAUUGAUUUUCCUCAUCGAUAAACUUCAGGCCUUUAUUGUAGUGUAUUUUUUGGGCAGAAUUAUGAACGAAUAUUCGUGUAAGAAAAUUUUAGAUGCAGUACUUUUGAAAUUUGAACA